AUGAAGGUCGACCCCGCCUCUCCCUCACCUUCCACUUCCGUCCCCUCCGUCCACGUCCUCUCCCACUCGGCACACCUCCACCCUGGCCAACCAGGGCAUCACGGCGAGACAUCGGUCGCGCUGGAAGAAGAGGAUGACCAUGAUUAUGAAAGUCUGCCGAUUGGGCAUGGAUGGGGGACGAACAUGCUCGCUGGCGCAUUAGCGGGGAUCUCGGAGCAUGCGGCGAUCUUUCCGGUGGACAGUAUCAAGGUGGCCACCGCCUCCUCCUCCCUCUCCUCUAGCGCCACCUCCGCCCUCAAAUCCACCGCUACCCCCUCCGCCGCCAACCCCGCAUCCAUGACGGCCGCCGCGAACCGCCAAGCCCUGACGACAUUCUCGCAGCACCUCCGCUCGGUCUCUACCGGCGAGGGCAUCCGGACGCUGUGGCGCGGUGUCGCGUCGGUGAUCAUGGGUGCUGGACCGGCGCAUGCGGCCCAUUUUGGGAUGUACGAGUUUGUGCGUGAGAUCAGUGGAGGACGUGGGGAUGGGUGGGGCGGGGUCGGAGGGACGGCGGUGGCGGGUGCGGCGGCGACGAUUACAAGUGAUGCGUUGAUGAACCCGUUUGACGUCAUCAAACAACGCAUGCAAAUCCGCAACUCGCCACACCGCUCCGUCUUCUCGUGCGCUCGAUCCGUCUACGCCUCGGAAGGUCUUUCAGCCUUCUACGUCUCCUAUCCGACGACAAUCACCAUGACGGUCCCGUUUACGGCGGUGCAGUUCUCGGCGUACGAGUCACUCAAGGGACUGAUCAACCCGAGUGGGGUGUAUAGUCCCAUGACGCACAUUGUGGCGGGUGGGGUGGCGGGUGGGUUGGCGGCUGCUGUGACUACGCCGUUGGAUGUUGCGAAGACCCUCCUUCAGACUCGCGGAUCCUCCGAUGACCCCAGAAUACGAAAUGCGCGCGGUAUGGGCGAAGCUUUGAGGAUCAUCAGGGAACGAGAUGGGUGGAAGGGGCUGAGAAGGGGCAUGUUGCCGAGGGUGAUGACGGUGGCGCCGAGUACGGCUAUCAGUUGGAUGAGUUAUGAGUUCUUCAAAGUCCUUAUACGGCAAAACGGCGCAUUACCCGAGACGGGCAAAGCGACACCUCGGUAG
Molecule: messenger RNA, 1131 nt
Organism: Dioszegia hungarica
Lineage: Eukaryota; Fungi; Basidiomycota; Tremellomycetes; Tremellales; Bulleribasidiaceae
Product: putative mitochondrial iron transporter of the mitochondrial carrier family
Exons: 5
Coding region: 1-1131 (376 amino acids)
Biological process (GO): iron import into the mitochondrion
Cellular component (GO): mitochondrial membrane
Molecular function (GO): ferrous iron transmembrane transporter activity
Source: RefSeq, a predicted model, not a curated record